GCGGUCCGCGGGCGAGGCCCUCGCUGCAGCCGCUGCCUCCGUGUGUCCGUACGGCGCCUCCGGGGGAGCGGCGGGCCCCGGGGUUGCAGGAAUCGGGGGCAGCCCGGGCCGGAGGGCCAGGCCCGAUCACGCGGGCGGCCCGGCCUGCACCCGCGUCCGCAAGCGGUGGUUUCGUGGCUGGGGCCUCGGCGUGGCGCAGGCCCGACUGGAGACUGCGCCCCGCAGGGUAGAGAGCCCGCGGAGGGCGUUGGACGGUGGGCGAUGCCCCUCGCCGCGGUGUGGCCAGGGUGCCAGCCAGUUACGAGAGUGCAGCUGUCACUCGGCCGCACGCUUCCUGUCGCCAUGACGCGCACCUUCCCUCUCCGGGCUCAGGCGGGAUGGGAAGUGACCCCACUGUGCGGGUUGACUCUGGAAACAUUGAGGCUGCGUGCAAGUCCGCACGGCUGCGAGGGCCGGCGGGCGGCGGUGUGGGGGUGGGGGCUGGUGAGUACACGCUGGGGCCGAGCGCCAUCUGCAGCCUUCACGGGGCUGGGGCCGCAUCAGCCGCCGCCCACCGUCAGGGCCCACCCCAACCCCCACAGCGUGUGUCCUCAGGCCGCCUGCUGCUUUCGGAAAGAAGAAACAUGGAAAGUGGUGCAGUUCUGCUAGAAUCCAAAUCCUCACCGUUUAACCUUCUGCAUGAAAUGCACCAACUGCGUCUUCUUGGUCACCUGUGUGACGUGACUGUCAGUGUGGAGUACCAGGGAGUCCGUGAAGAAUUCAUGGCCCAUAAGGCAGUCCUGGCAGCCACCAGCAAGUUUUUCAAGGAGAUGUUCCUUAAUGAGGAGACUGUGGAUGGUACGAGGACUAACGUCUACUUGAAUGAAGUGCAAGUUGUUGACUUUGCUUCAUUUCUCGAGUUUGUGUAUACCGCAAAGGUCCAGGUGGAAGAAGACCGGGUGCAGCGAAUGCUGGAAAUGGCUGAAAAACUAAAAUGUUUGGACUUAUCGGAAACGUGUUUUCAGUUAAAGAAACAGAUGUUGGAGUCAGUACUUUUGGAGUUGCAGAAUUUCUCUGAGUCUCAGGAGGCAGAAGGGAGCAGUAGCUCCCAAGUCACCAUUGCUCCUAUUGCCAGAGCAGGUGCUGUGGACAGGCCUCUGGCCAAUGGCCUUGCGGACUCCUUAGAUCCCCUGAUGGAGAGAAUCAGCAAUGGCAUAUUGCCAGAUACGCCCCCCAGGAAGUCCAAGGAGAAACCAGACAAGAAAAAAGAUGUAGUCAAGCCACCCUACCCCAAAAUCAGAAGAGCUAGUGGAAGGCUGGCUGGAAGAAAGGUAUUUGUGGAGAUCCCUAAGAAGAAAUACACAAGAAGACUCCGAGAACAGCAGAAAAGUGCCGAGGAUGAUGUGGUGGACCACUGGGGUCCCCAGGAGCCCAGCCUGGAGCCUGCAGGCACAGAGAUGGAGCCGACCACGAAAAGUGAGGAUGGCAGCACUGGGACAGAGCUGGAGGAGGUUCUGCAGAAAGCAGUGCCUGGGGAGGAUGAGGAGGCAGAGGAGAGGAAGAGCAACUUCAAGUGCACUGUCUGUGAGAAAGCCUUUCUGUAUGAGAAGAGCUUCCUAAAGCACAUCAGGCACCACCACGGGGUGGUCACUGAGGUGGUUCACCGCUGCGACACCUGUGGCCAGACCUUCGCCAACCGCUGCAACCUUAAGAGCCACCAGCGCCACGUGCAUAGCAGCGAGCGCCACUUCCCAUGUGAACUGUGUGGGAAGAAGUUCAAGAGGAAGAAGGAUGUGAAGCGGCACGUGGUGCAGGUCCACGAAGGGGGCAGCGAGCGGCACCAGUGCCAGCAGUGCGGCAAGGGCCUGAGCUCCAAGACAGCUUUGCGCCUGCAUGAGCGUACACACACAGGUCACCGGCCCUACAGCUGCACUGAGUGCCAGGCCCGCUUCUCACAGCCCUCAGCUCUGAAGACCCACAUGAGAAUUCAUACAGGGGAAAAACCUUUUGUCUGUGAUGAAUGUGGUGCAAGAUUCACUCAGAACCACAUGCUGAUUUAUCAUAAAAGGUGUCACACAGGUGAAAGACCUUUUAUGUGUGAAACAUGUGGCAAGAGUUUUGCUUCUAAGGAGUAUCUAAAACACCACAAUAGAAUCCAUACUGGAUCCAAACCUUUUAAAUGUGAAAUUUGUUUCAGGACUUUUGCCCAGCGGAAUUCACUUUAUCAGCAUAUUAAAGUCCAUACAGGGGAGCGUCCCUACUGUUGUGACCAGUGUGGUAAGCAGUUCACCCAGCUCAACGCGCUCCAGCGCCACCAUCGGAUCCACACAGGAGAGAAGCCAUUCAUGUGCAACGCGUGCGGACGAACGUUCACGGACAAAUCCACUCUCCGGCGGCACACCUCAAUACAUGAUAAGAAUACUCCAUGGAAGUCUUUCCUUGUUAUUGUAGAUGGCUCACCCAAGAAUGAUGAAGGGCAUAAGACUGAACAGCCUGAUGAAGAAUAUGCAUCAUCCAAACUUUCAGAUAAAUUGCUGUCUUUUGCAGAAAGUGGCCAUUUUCACAGCCUGGCCACAGUCCAAGGCAGCAUACCUGCCAUGCACGAGAACAGUUCUACAGACACAGUCCGUAAGUCAGAUACCUCUGUGGUGUCCCAGGACACGCUGCUGGCCACUGCUAUCAGCGAGCUGAGUGAGCUGACCCCACAGGCUGACUCCAUGUCCCCGCAGCUUCACUCCUUGACCAACAUGGAGUAAGAGCUUGAAGUUACCUGCCAAGCAAGCCCCUCUGUUUUCAUGUGUGACAGCUGUGUGAGAAUGUUAGGGGCUAAGAGGAAGUUGUCUCUGGGCAACAAAAUGGGCAAGAAUGGCUUCUGAGAAUUUUCCUCAAUUUCUGCUAACUUGCACAUUUCUUUCAAAGCAUUCUUAAAGCCUUUCCUCAGAAAUCCUGAUCUGCAUGGUCUCGGCUACAUUUUACCAAUAAGCAGUUAACGUAACCUCACUGAAUUUUGGUGUAGGCUGUAUAUGUUGUGUUCAUCAUUCUAAUGCUUGAUUACCUUUUUUAGACUGGACAACUGCUUAGCUUAACUGUAGAAGACAGAACACUGACCCAGCUCAUGAAGUCACUGUUAACAGUCUCCUUGGUCUCUCAGCCAUCUUAGGCUUCUGCUGUGUGGUUUUAGUUCUCUGAUACUUUGAAGCUAUUUUUCUAUUGAGCUAAAAUAAAGCUGAGACCAUGUGUUGUCAGCCAUUUUCCUGUCAAAUUGAGGCAAAUCAGAUUUGCUCAGGGAACCCUCCCAAGGUUCAGAAAGAAAUGGAAUUAUUGAAUUCUCCUCCAUCCCAAUUAUAGGCACUAAAACAGGAAUGACAAAUUUACCAUUUUGUAAAAUACCUUCCUAUAUAAUCUCUAUUCACAGUGCAUAUAGGCAGCUAGCAAAUUUGUCCUAACUUCUGAAAUAAAAUGUGGCUGUUAAGUUUCAUUUCUAAAAUCCGAUUAGGUAAAAAGCUGGUCUACCAAAGAUUCUAGCUGUAAAGAGCAUAGUUUUUACAGAGGUGUGAAAAAUUAAGAGGCUUUAGAACACUUGAAACAUCAUGUCAUUUUAUUCAUAAGUAACAGUGAGGUAGGUAAUGUGGCAAUAUUAGAACACAGAUUAUUAGUAUUUUUGCUAGACUUUUUUAAAUCCUGUAAUUUUCAGAAACCCAGAAUUUCUCAUUUCACAUCAAGAUGUGAAACAAGUAACUGACUCAUACUAAUUUCUUGGCGUAGCACAUGGGGAUAUAGCAGAAGGGACCAAGAGCCAUGGCAUACUUUUAUCUUUGAUUAUGCUCAAGAGGGGACUGAAGAACCAGCAGCCUGCUCUAACUGCUCCUUGGGCUGCCUUGUGCUCAAAAUGAAUUUGCAAUGAAAAGAUAAUCCCGCUGUGUUUGCCAAGCCUGAUUCUUGGCUUCUAUGGCUUGGGUAUGUUGCACCAUGCAAAGUGCUUUGACUCAUGUGUGACCCUAAACCCAUUAAUUUACAAAGAGAAACCUGAGGAAUUUUUGUUCACUAGUUGUUAAUUUAUUAAACUUGCUGUGAAACACUUCCAUUUUCCUAGAGAAAGGUAGGUACUUUAUCUGUAACUUACAGGAUGAAGACAUAUGCCAGAAACUUUUAAGAGGGAGGCUCUCUUCCUACCACUGAUUUUGUUCUAACUGGUAACAUGUUAAAAGUAAAUGCUAAAGCCCCUAUGUGGUUUUUAGGUGCUGCUAACAUGUUUCACACUUGUAACUGAAGAAAGCAGUACUGAAUUACUUUAAAUUUAGUUGUGACAACAGAUCCUAGUUGUGUUUACAAAGAACAAAAUAGAGACUUCACACAACCACUUUAUUAUUGAUGACAGAAUGAACCUGCCCAGCUGAUGUACUGUUUCAAAGAAUAAAGUCAUUUUAAUAAGAAGGAAUUGAAAUAGAUUAUUUUGUUACCUAUUCGAAGAUUUAUGUCUUGAAUUUCUUUUGAAAUUCUACAAAAAACUGUUUAAUGUGUUAAUAAAUGUUUGCUAGUAAAAAUA
Manis pentadactyla (Chinese pangolin) is the source of this 4525-nucleotide messenger RNA. It is a transcript of the gene GZF1, whose product is annotated as GDNF inducible zinc finger protein 1. Lineage: Eukaryota; Metazoa; Chordata; Mammalia; Pholidota; Manidae. Gene Ontology annotation, biological process: regulation of immune system process; regulation of cytokine production; negative regulation of transcription by RNA polymerase II. The transcript is spliced from 6 exons. Gene Ontology annotation, molecular function: RNA polymerase II cis-regulatory region sequence-specific DNA binding; protein binding; DNA-binding transcription factor activity. Bases 378 to 2735 code for a protein of 785 amino acids. Gene Ontology annotation, cellular component: nucleus. The record is from RefSeq and is a predicted model, not a curated record.